AUGCUGGGUCACAAUUCCCGAUCAUCCAAAUCCCUUGAGAAACUAUCCGCUGGUCCUGUCUUUACAUCGUCGUCUCGAAGUCACAAUGUUCCUGUCCCAAUUCUCGCCAAACCAGCCAAUCCGAAUGCUUCCCGUCAGCGUCUCUGCACCAGCGGACAGGAGACCACCCUUAAAAAGCUAUCAUUCACAUUGGACGAAAUGAAGGUUAAGUUGACAUCUGUCCAAUCGAAGGUAACCUCCCUCGAAGCCCGAUUUGCAUCAGUGUACGGCGACCAGUCGUUUGUUCCCAACUCCGACCCGUGUAAAGUCAGAAAUGGCGUCAAGCCCUCGGCCAAGUUGCCUCCUCGCCGCUCUCAAGUCCUGAACAGCUCUCGAUUUUGGGCGAGUAAGCGUCUGGCCUGUCGGCUGGUGGCAGAGAAGCUGCACCAGGAGGAGGCCAGGAAGCAGCACGCGUCGUCCUCGCACUCGGUCGCGGUCCGCAGGUCCCGUCGCUUCGCAAGCAGCGGCGCCGCCGCCACCACCGAAAAGCUUGCCUCCGCACCCGCCGAGAGUGAACGACUUGCGCCCGUAACCAAGGCCAAAAUCGCCAAACUCCUCAUGGACGCUCGACUGGAGAUGGCCGCGGAAGAGAAGGAACGCCUGGAGGUUCACACGUCCGGUGCACUGGAUGAACCAAACCCCCCUCAGGCUUGCAAUGAGCAGCAGAAAGUUGGGCGUGCAUCGAUUGGUCGGAACGAGCCUGCUCCACUCCCGCCCAUUCUUCCGUUGCUUAACCCCAACCCCGGUGCUCCAGAGGCGUGCGAGCCGCCGCCGUCUGUUCUUCCCGUCGCCGACGACAGCACCUCAGCCGUCCGAAUGCCGGCAACGAGCUCACCCAAGCCCUCCUCGCCCUGUCUGUUGCCCCAGCUGCCACCCAUUCCGGCCAAAUAUCGGCGUCCGAUGCUCCUCGACACCUCGGAAAUCGCCCGCCAGACUAAGGACAUGCUGCUCAAGUGUGCCAUCAGCCAGCGGUCGUUCGGACAGAAUGUGCUCGGUCUUUCUCAAGGAAGCGUGUCCGAUCUCUUAACUAGGCCGAAACCCUGGUCCAUGCUAACAAACAAAGGCAGGGAACCGUUUAUUCGCAUGAAACUCUUCCUUGAAAAUCCCCGUUCUCUGAAUGGUUUUGAGUAUAACAUCACUUCGGGGAAGGAUGGAGCUUCGUCGACGGCGACGACGAAGCAGUCGGAGAAACUGUCAGAGGCCUCACCAAAGUCGCCACGCGACCUCAGUUCGGAUGUCUCGAGCCCCUCUCGGUCGGUGGGCUCGACCCCCAGCGCAACCGACGUCGCUUCCACAUCCACCACGCCCGCCUUGACUGCCCAAGAGUCCGGCAGUCGUUCGACAAUCAGCAUUUGCUCUCCUGAAGGCCAGCGCCUCCUCAAGGAUGGCUUCGACGUUAUGAAGACGGUUGCGGAUGCCAAAGUACUCCUCAACACAACUUCGAUGACGCAGCGCGCUCUCGGCAACACGGUGUUGGGCCUCAGCCAGGCCUCGGUCUCUGACCUCCUCUGCAAGUGCCGACCGUGGGACCAGAUAUCCGGCAACAAGCCCAGAGAGUCCUACGUCCGGUUGAAGCUCUGGGUGGAUUCUGUGCGUCUCACUUCCGGUGUUGGUGACGGUGAUGGCACUAAAUGUACAGAACGCAGUGCGAAGCGUCAACGAACGGACAGCGGCUCGUCGGCCACCGUGGACACAGAGACAAGGCAUCUGAACGAGCAGCAAUUGGAUGUCUUGGUCAACUUCUUCGACCAAUGCCCCCAACCAGACACCAGCGAUCUCAGUGAACUUGCGAAGCAAAUUGGCUGUCCCCUUGGCGAUGUAGUCGAUUGGUUUGAGAAGCGAAGGUUAGGUAGGCUCUCAAAUCCAACUUCUUGUGUAAAGCAGGUAAAUUCUCAAAUCGCCACGGAUAGAAACGGCUUCCCCGCCGCGUCGCUUCACCAGUCACCUACUCCAACAGCAGCUCCACCGCACAGUCGACGAAAAAGAACUGUUCCCACUCGCAUCUUGCCUCCCCCCUCCGCUAGCACAUCAGAGGCGUCCCGGGGCAUCGCGACAUUGCCCCCUCCUUCUUCCUCCUCCUCCUCCUCAUCCUAG
Molecule: messenger RNA, 2133 nt
Organism: Mesocestoides corti
Lineage: Eukaryota; Metazoa; Platyhelminthes; Cestoda; Cyclophyllidea; Mesocestoididae
Source: the annotation of a GenBank genome assembly